UCAUUAUAAUUUCAUAGUAGAAACUUGAAACACUCUAUUUCUUUUAUACUCGUCUCUUUUCUCAGCUCCUACCUUAGUCAUGAGGACUAUGAUUCCUUCUUCCAUUCAUUUUAAUGUUGCAUUCACACUCUCGUGUCUGCUUUUCUCCCUUCUCUCUGGGAUGAGCUCUGCUCAACUGUCUGCAACAUUUUACUCAAAAUCUUGUCCUAAUGCCCUUUCCAUAAUUAAAUCGGCAGUGAAAUCGGCUGUGCAAUCUGAGGCUCGAAUGGGAGCGUCCUUGCUUCGUCUCCAUUUUCACGAUUGUUUUGUCAAUGGUUGUGAUGCAUCAAUUUUGUUGGAUGACACAACAAAUUUUACUGGGGAACAAACAGCUCGUCCAAAUAACAAAUCAAUAAGAGGAUUGAACGUGAUUGAUAACAUUAAAGCACAACUUGAGAAAUCUUGUCCUGGCAUUGUAUCUUGUGCUGACGUGGUAGCUGUUGCUGCUCGAGACUCUGUUGUUGCGCUUGGUGGUCCUAGUUGGAAUGUUUUACUAGGGAGACGAGACUCAACCACGGCAAGUUUGAGUGCCGCUAACAACAACAUUCCUGGACCCAAUUUCACUCUCAGUCAGCUCAAAUCUUCUUUCUCAAACCAAGGCUUUAGUGAAAGGGAAAUGGUUGCUCUCUCAGGUGGCCACACAAUUGGAAAAGCUAGGUGCACAACAUUUCGAUCUCGAAUCUACAACGACAACAAUAUAAAUGCCGCAUUUGCAAAAUCUUUACAGGCAAAUUGUCCUCAAAGCGGAGGUGACAAUAAUGUUGCUUCACUUGACACUAGUCCAACCUCGUUCGACAAUGUUUAUUUCAAGGACUUGCAAAAUCAAAAAGGACUCUUACACUCCGAUCAAGAGUUGUUUAAUGGAGGUUCUACAGAUUCGGUAGUCAACAGUUAUAGCUCUAAUCCUUCCACUUUUUCAGCAGACUUUGCAAAUGCUAUGUUGAAGAUGAGUAAUCUCAACCCUCUUACAGGCACAAGUGGUCAAAUUAGAAAGAAUUGUGGAAAAACAAAUUAAGCUCCAUUCCAAAAGCGUGUUUAAGAAUAUUUUUUGUUUCAACCAUUAGUGUUACCAAAUAAAGUAGGGAUAAUUGAGGGAUGGGGGUGGCAGGGAGUGAAGCCAAAUUUUGGAUUGUUUACAUUUUUAUUUUCAUUUUUCCAUUGGAAGUGUGAAUUGUAUGAACAUUUGUUUUGCUUAAUUAUAUCCUAAUACACAGUAAUUUUUUUUUGUGCAA
Messenger RNA from Ipomoea triloba (trilobed morning glory), 1271 nucleotides. RefSeq names its product cationic peroxidase 1-like. Gene Ontology annotation, molecular function: peroxidase activity; heme binding. Gene Ontology annotation, biological process: response to oxidative stress; hydrogen peroxide catabolic process. The transcript is spliced from 3 exons. The record is from RefSeq and is a predicted model, not a curated record. Bases 80 to 1054 code for a protein of 324 amino acids. Lineage: Eukaryota; Viridiplantae; Streptophyta; Magnoliopsida; Solanales; Convolvulaceae.